This is a messenger RNA of Mucor mucedo, 2185 nucleotides long. Its product is annotated as protein-tyrosine phosphatase-like protein. The record is from RefSeq and is a predicted model, not a curated record. NCBI's taxonomy places the organism in Eukaryota, Fungi, Mucoromycota, Mucoromycetes, Mucorales, Mucoraceae. The transcript has 5 exons. The coding region runs from base 8 to 2104 and encodes 698 amino acids. Gene Ontology annotation, biological process: protein dephosphorylation. Gene Ontology annotation, molecular function: protein tyrosine phosphatase activity.
CGUAAAAAUGAUAUCAGCAUCACCCGAUGAUGCAUCUAUACCCACCAAAACUACAGCUCCAUUCUAUACGGCUUCUAGCAUGUUGCCUCAUUUACAAAAUCAAGAAUUUUUUAACGCCAUAGAAUCUAGAUAUAGUAUCGCUGGUCCAUUUGCAGUAGACCAACAACAACAAAUAAAACUAAACUUUCAAGUGUCUGUUCCACUAAAAUUAAAUGUACAACCAAAAAAGAAGUUCGAUAUAAACGUUGACUCGGUUAACAUCUCUCAAUUACUUCUAUUAAUGAAUAAUGGGAUUUUGCUAGUUGAUGUACGAUCCUUUGUAAAGUAUUCACAAUUUCAUAUCCGCACCUCUAUAAAUAUUGCUGCUCCAAACACCAUAUUAAAAAGACCGAGUUUUACGCUGGAUAAAGUCUCUGGUGUGAUAAUAUCAGAGCGAGACCGUCGGUCUUGGGAAAACUCUAUCCAAAAUGACAAGGCACAUAUAAUAUUUUAUGAUCAACAGUCGGAUAACAUCACCGAUAGUAGUGCUAUCUACUACCUGUGUUUGAAGUUAAGGGAAAUCGGCCACCAAGGUGUGCUGGGAUUUUUAAAAGGCGGAAUGAGUGCAUUUUUCAAAGAUCAUCCUAACCAUUGUACCAGUGGGAAAGAAUCUUCAACUGCAAUGACAUCAUCCUUAUCGUCGCCCAGUGUACCGCCUACACCUGGACUCUCAGGUCUUCCUCCAGUUGUUCUAGGCUCUUGUUUAAGCAACCGAAGAUUGAAGAAAAGGCCCAUCGAAGGUCUCCAUUUAGGUAGUUUGCCGCAACCAAUAAUGACACCAUCAACUGUUUCUUUUACAAACGACGCAUUUAAUCCGUUUUUUUCUAACAUUCGUCAAAAUAUGGAAUUAUGUCAUGGAAGCAUCAAAGAACGUUUCCCUGUCCGAUUUCCAAAAUUAGUUGAAUAUGAUCCUGAUACUGGUCUUGUUCAAUUUAGCAAUACCGAUCAGAAAAUGAGGGAUUGUAGCGACUUACCCAACGUAAUACCUCCUUGGAUGCGAAAAGCGAUCGAUCCCGAGCUUGGACCAAAAAAUAUAGCCGAAUCAUACGAGAUCAUCGAAAGGCUCGAACAAAAAAGACUUCAGCAAGUUAUGGCACAUCAUUCCAAAAUCAGCAAUAAUUUCAUAGAGCACCCAUUCAGUAUUGUGGCUGGUAUAGAAAAAGGAACAUUGAAUCGUUAUACAAAUGUGUGGCCAUUUGAAUAUACACGUGUAAAGUUAAAUCAAAAUGGUUCUCAAUUAAAUGACUACAUAAAUGCAAGUUUUAUUCAAUAUGUUGACUGCGAUACCGCACAUAUAUCUACUCCAUCUGCCCUAACAAAUGAAGUCCCCAAAGUAUUGAGUCUAGACGAACAAGACAAGACAUGUGCAUCCGAUAGACGUUACAGAAGAUAUAUAUCGACACAAGGGCCAUUACCUACUACUUUCAAUGAUUUCUGGGAAGUUGUUUGGGAGCAGAACACAAGAGUUAUAGUAAUGCUUACGAAGGAGGAAGAGAUGAAUAGAAUUAAAUGUCAUAGAUACUGGCCAUCAGAAAUAAAUAAGGUAGAGGCAUUUGGACCAACUCAUCUAACAUUGCUAUCCGAAAUUGAAUUCCCUUCAAAAGCGGUUACAACAGAUGGUAGCAUACCAGAUUUAGAAGAAGGAUAUAUAGUACGUCGAUUUCAAUUAGAGCAAAACGGUGAGAUUAGAAUAGUGCAUCAUUUCCAGUAUAAAGGUUGGCAAGACUUUGGUGUACCCAAUGAUCCUUUAGGUACGCUUGAAUUGGUCUCCUUGGUUGACCAAGAACAGAUUAAGUACGAAAACAUGCUGGAUAACGUUGGCCCUAUGAUAGUGCAUUGUUCGGCUGGUUGUGGCCGCACAGGUGCAUUCUGCACUAUUGAUACAAUCAUAUCGAGAAUGAAAGGUAGACAUUAUUUGAAUAAUGAAGAGCGAUCAGGUGAGAUUGAUUUGAUAUUCCAAACGGUCUCCAAAUUUCGGGAGCAGCGUGUAAGCAUGGUGCAGACAUUAAGGCAAUAUGUAUUCUGUUACGAAGCGAUACUUUGGUGGAUGCUUGGCUACGAAUAAGACAACGGAAAUUUUUUUUUUUAAAAAUAAAAACCUAUCCAAUAGAACAAGUGAAACUCCUUGUGGGUAUUGUCUAAAUUA